This is a messenger RNA of Notodromas monacha, 4360 nucleotides long. NCBI's taxonomy places the organism in Eukaryota, Metazoa, Arthropoda, Ostracoda, Podocopida, Cyprididae. The record is from the annotation of a GenBank genome assembly.
AGGGUUCAAGUGUCAGUGAAUGUCGAGAGCGUUUCUUUUUUGCGCGUCUUAGAAGAAUGGCCUCAGCUCCUACUGACACAGUCGUACCCUUGGAACCAGAGUCUGAUUCAACAGGCGCUGGCCAACUCCCAGGCCUAACGAGAAAGAGACACGAGAAGUCUCCAUUGCUUCCUGGGGCCCAUCGAAGACUGUUUCGGAGCCUGUUGGGUCGCAACCCUACUUCUCCCGUGUCUGAAUGUAGCACAGGCGACAAUGGAAGCUUUAGUGGUGGAACGUCUCUUCUUGGAUCAACUGAAGGCAACGGUUUCAGUGAGACGAAUAACGCAAAUGAUGCAUCGAGGCUCGGGACUUUUGCGGGUGUUUUUGUCCCUGUUGCGUUGUCGCAGUUCAGCGCCUUGUUGUUCUUGCGUGUCGGAUACGUUGUAGGGAAUGCUGGUUUGUUGGAAGCAUUACUGCAAUUCGUACUGGCGUAUGGAAUCCUGCUAUUCACAGUAUUAUCAAUCUGUGCCAUUUCCACAAAUGGUGCUGUUGAAGGAGGAGGAGCAUAUUUCAUGAUUAGCAGAACUCUAGGUCCCGAGUUCGGCGGGAGCGUCGGGACAAUGUUCUUCGUGGCAAAUGUUUUCUCGUCGACGCUUUACGCCACUGGAACUGUCGAAGGACUCGUGUCGAACUUCGGCGAAGGAGUUAUGAUCAGUCGUGUCAUGGGCCCGGAGUUUGGGGGCAGCAUUGGGCUACUGUUCUUUAUAGCGAAUGUCUUCUCGUCUGGUCUGUACAUCGUUGGUUGCCGUGAGGGCUUGAUCUCAAACUUCGGCACUGGAGGCUACAUAAUUGAUGGAGGAAUACCGUCUGGAAGAUGGAUGGAGUUUCUGUACGGGACGUGCGUGAACGUAUUUAAUCUUGUCGUCUGUCUGAUCGGGGCUUCCAUGUUCGCCAGGACGGCUAUCGUCAUUUUCGGCGUCCUCUUGAUCUGUUUGGGCUCUGUGACCUUACCAGAAGCUAACACGUGGGCGAUUGAGAAGAACAUCACAGUUGCCAAUUACAGUGGGUUUUCUUGGGAUACUUUCUACGGAAACCUCUUUCCGCAAUACUCAUUGGAUUACACUAUCGCUAGCUGGCCUCAAAUUGAUUUCUCCGGAGUUUUUGGGGUUUUAUUUUCCGGUGUCACCGGGAUCAUGGCCGGCGCAAAUAUGUCUGGUGAUUUGAAAGACCCCGGUCGCAGUAUCCCGAGAGGAACAAUUGGUGCUGUGGGCUUCACAUUGUUGAUCUACAUCCUACUGUCUUUCGGAACUGCGGCUACGUGUCCUACAUUUUUGCUCCAAAAUAAUUACAUAUAUAUGAUGAACGUGAACCUGUGGGCAGGAUUCAUCACUGUCGGGGUCAUUGUGGCGACGCUGUCGGCUAGUUUGUCGAACCUGAUCGGUGCAAGCCGCGUUUUAGAGGCUUUGGCGAAAGACAAGCUAUUCGGUCCGGUUUUAUCUCCAGUCGUCAAAGGCACCACUUCAGGAGGAAACCCGAUUGCAGCCGUGAUCAUGUCAUGGUUUUUUGUGCAAAUAAUCUUACUGAUCGGGUCGUUGAACUUGAUUGCCCAGAUCACUUCAGUUUUCUUUCUGCUUUCCUAUUGUGCGACAAAUUUGGCCUGUCUGAGUUUGGAACUCGCCUCUGCUCCAAAUUUCAGACCAAACUUCCAGUUUUUCUCGUGGCACACAGCAUUCCUGGGAUUGAUCGGAACGGUUGUGAUGAUGUUCGUAAUCAGUCCAUUAUACGCAGCCGUUUCCAUUUGCCUGUGCUUGCUGCUUAUUAUCGCAUUGCAUCUCCGGUCUCCUCCAUUCAACUGGGGAUCGAUUUCACAGGCUCUUAUAUUCCAUCAAGUCAGAAAAUACUUGCUGCUUUUGGAUCCCAGGAAAGCUCACGUUAAAUUUUGGCGACCGCAAAUGCUGUUGAUGGUGUCGAAUCCACGUGCUGCUUGUCCGCUGAUCUUAUUCGCCAAUGACUUGAAAAAAAGUGGGCUUUACGUUGUUGGUCACGUGAAAGUUGGGGAUUUGGACGUGGAGGACUCUGAUCCGACGUCUGAAGAAUAUUCAGCUUGGCUCUCUCUGGUGGAUCAUCUAAAAGUGAAAGCUUUUAUUGAAUUGACUCUGGCGCCGUCCGUGAGAGUUGGAAUGCAUCACUUGGUUCGAAUUUCCGGGUUAGGGGCCAUGAAACCCAAUACGAUUCUGCUGGGGUUUUUUGACGACGAGAUGCCUCAAGAUUUUUUCGCUCGUGAAGGGACAAUUUUUCAUACAGCGAAGUUUGAAGCAUCCGUGGAGAGAGUCGAGCGAAAGUUUCCCCUGCGCUCGGAUCCCAAUGCAAAACAGCUACCGGUGGAAGAAUAUGUAGCAACUAUGCGGGAUAUCAUUGUGAAGUUUCAGAAGAACCUUUGCGUCUGUCGUCAUUUUGCAAAACUUGAUCGAGAAACAAUCAGGAAGUCAAGAACUACGUGGCACAUCGACGUUUGGCCCCUGAAUUUUCUUCAGCCGUCGGUGAAAGAUUUGAACAGCACAACGUCUUUGUUCACAUUGCAGUUGGCUACUAUUUUAAACAUGACUGCGGCAUGGAAGAAGUUCACUGACGUUCGAGUUUUUCUCUGCGUGGCCUCGCUGAAGUCGGAAGACGUGGAUCCGAUAAAGAGCUACCUGAGUAUGAUGCUGCACGUUUUGCGAAUUAAAGCGACGAUAGUUUGCGUGCCCUGCGAAGAAUUCCCUGGAUUCUUUGACCACGUGGAAGGCGAAAACGAAGAUCGACAGGCAUUUCUUGACGAUGCCUAUUUUAAUUCGGUUAGAGCGUUGAUCUCGGCCAGAUCAAGGAACACUGCGGUUACAUUCCUUUACUUGCCCGAACCGCCGGCAGAAAGAGAAUUGGCUAAAAGUUAUGUGGAAAAUAUCUCCAAGCUUACCGAUGGUCUUGCACCCACAGUUCUUGUGCAUGGAGUAAGCCCUGUGACGACGACAACGCUUUAAGCUUUUGCGAAGGUCUACUUUUUAUUUAACUGAGUAUGUGACCGUGUUGAAGAGUUUUAUAUUAUUUGGGGAAUAUCUGUCGAUGUCAGUUGUUGCUGAGUCAACUUUACGAUUUCUCGUCAAGAGUUUUUGGGAAUUUAAAGGACAAGUACUUGCUUUUUUCAUUUAAACACCCGACAGAAUUUUUCAUGCUGUUUGCAGUAUGUAUUGUGAUCUUGUAGAAAAUGUGAAUUUAUGAGAAAGCUACGUAAGUCCAGAAAAAUGAGUAUCAGAGUAAAAAAAACGAGACGUGAGGGUGCCCUGUUGAACCAUUUUCUUAUAAUUCAAGUUAAGGUGAAAAUGUUUGAUUGUAAAAUGUUUGAUCAAUGCAGUACAUUAUCAUUUUCGGAAAUUUUUUUCCCUAAAAUCCCAAGUUCUGUGUUUGAAAAAUUCAAUCUAUACUCAUUUCAAUGCCGCAAUUUGCUGGAAUGUCGAUUAUUUGAGUCCUCAUCGUUUAAUACUGUAGUACCAGUUUCUGUAAUUUUAGUAUCACUUCCUUAAGCUCAUGUAAUAGAUUUUUAUGCGUCUUAUCUCAUUAGCGGUUUUUUUCCUGGAAUGACUGCAAAAUAUAAUGUGAAAGAAGACUCAGGUUUGAAUGAUUAAUAUUGAUAGAACAUGAAACUCAUUCAGGUUUUUUUUUUAUGCAUUCGUCAAUUGAAAACAUUUAAAUUUCAGUCGAACCUGGAUUGUGUGUUGCCAGCAGCAAAUUUCUUCCGAUGUCUAGUACGAUAGAAAGCUCGGGUGUUUAGAUGAAAAUAAUCAAGUUUUCUCAUAAAGGUGUGUGUUGCAUGUUUGCUUCUGUGCGCUUGAAUCCUAUUGCAGAAGACGUGCCUUUGAUCCUUGAGCGUACCCAAGGACGAGAAGCAAAGAAUGCGAAUCAAAACGACGCUCAUGGAUAGUCGUAACAAAGUUUUAUGUGCUGCAUUUUGUUCUGAAGGCUUGUGUAUUUCCCUGGUAUGAAAGCGAAGUAUCUGUGAUGAUGUGGUUGUCGUGUGUGAGGGCAUUUAGAAUAUUUUUUCAUUUUUACCGGAGAAGAUAUUUAUAAAUUGUUGGCAUCUGGAAGUUGUUCAGCCUGUGAGGAAAUAGAUUCGGUGGGCGAUUGGUUAUUGGGGUAGGAUUUUAAGGAGUGCGGCCUGAUCAUUCAUGAUUUCUGGAAAUUUUCAGAAAUCGUUCGCGGAAACGUACAAUUAAAUCUUUAAUCGGUUCGGGUAGGAGUUGACAAUCUCUAGGAAAUUUGGAAAUUCUGUCGUUCCUCUGUCUGUCUCUCUCUGGGAAAAAAAUUGCGCAAUAAUGUUGGGAAAUGAAAAAUUCAAACGUUGAAAUAA